UUAUUUGAGAUGAUGCAACAUUAUAUUUAUAGCGGUGCGUUGUUGUAAUGUCUUGGCAGAUGUACUGACUGUGUGACGUGAGGUUUUCUGUGGUUGGUGUCGCUGUCGUUUUAUCGUCACGCUUCUUCCCUCAAUUAGCUGGCGCUGUUACUUGGACCCGCUUCCUGUUUCUCAUUAGUCUCUCUCAGGUCGUGAAGUCACUCUAGAUAUUAAUGAAACCACAGAUAACAUGCGACAACUCUAACAGACCAGACUGGAUGUCGUGACUCUCACCUGUAGACGGCAUCAGGUACUCUAUCCUGAGGCUGACGGCAGAGCAGGAUGUCAAACACUGGGAACCAGUCCUGUCUGAUGGGAGCAGAGGACACGCUCUCCUUCCUGGUGUGUGUGUUCCAUGCAUUGGAGGAAUGGGCCGGUCUCGGUCAGGUGGAGGACUACCUGAGUGUGUUGGAGUACCUGCUGUGGGUCUUCACUCCUCUGGCUAUUGUCUUCAUCUUGCCAUUUCUUAUCGUCAUCUUGCUUUACCUGUCUAUACUCUUCCUUCACGUCUAUAAGAGGAAGAAUCAGCUGAGGGAAGCUUACUGCAACAACCUGUGGGAUGGAGCCAGGAAGACACUGGCUACUCUGUGGGAUGGACAUGGAGCCAUAUGGCAUGGCUAUGAGAUCCAUGGACUGGAGAAAAUCCCUGUUGAAGGACCAGCACUCAUCGUUUAUUAUCAUGGAGCCAUUCCCAUCGACUACUACUACUUUCUGGCCACUCUUAUCAUCCAGAAGGGGCGGACGUGUCACUCUGUCGCUGACCACUUCCUCUUCAAGAUUCCAGGGUUCAAGUUACUUUUGGAAGUUUUCAGUGUGAUCCAUGGUCCUCAGGAAGAGUGUGUGCGGGCUCUGAGGAAUGGUCACCUGUUAGGCAUUUCUCCAGGAGGAGUGCGGGAGGCCCUGCUCAGCGAUGAGACCUACCCUCUUCUCUGGGGCAAACGCAAAGGCUUUGCCCAAGUUGCCAUUGACUCUCAAGUGCCAGUCAUUCCAAUGUUUACACAGAAUGUGCGGGAAGGCUUCAGGUCUCUGGGAACGCUCAGUUUUUUCCGCUGGCUGUAUGAGAGGUUCCGUCUCCCUGUAGCCCCCAUCUAUGGUGGAUUUCCUGUGAAAUUCCGGACCUUCCUUGGGGAUCCGAUCCCAUAUGACCCCAACAUAACUGCUGCAGAGCUGUCAGAAAAGGAAUGAUCUGUCUGAGGGACUGGGCCAGUGCCACAGAGAGUGUGCUGAUGCUGAGUCUGCCCUGGUGAGUGCUGUGCCCUCAGCUUGUCCACCAAGAUGAGUGGGAGAUCCUUCACCAUGCAGCGAGAUAACGACAAACACACAAAGGAGUUCAUCACAAGGUCUUAGACUGGCCAAGUCACUGCCCACACUUAAACCUUAUAGAGCUGCGUCUGACCUGCUAAAGAGGAGACUGAAGGCAGUACAGCCCCAAAACAAACAACAAAUGAAAGAGGCUGCAGUGAAAGCCUGGAAGAGCAUCACGGCAGUAGAAUGCAAAGGUUUGGUGAUGUCAGUGAGUCACAGGCUUGAUGCAUUUAUUGAAAUCUAAGGAUUUGCAACUAAAUAUUAAGUCUUAUUCACUUUAAUCCUUUUUAAGUCUGUCUGUUCCAAUACUUUUGCUUACAUGAAAAAUGUUGCGAUCCAUUAAAAUAAUGCCAUCCUCUA
Solea senegalensis (Senegalese sole) is the source of this 1704-nucleotide messenger RNA. RefSeq names its product transmembrane protein 68 (gene tmem68). Gene Ontology annotation, molecular function: acyltransferase activity. The transcript has 9 exons. The coding region runs from base 322 to 1224 and encodes 300 amino acids. Gene Ontology annotation, cellular component: membrane. NCBI's taxonomy places the organism in Eukaryota, Metazoa, Chordata, Actinopteri, Pleuronectiformes, Soleidae. The record is from RefSeq and is a predicted model, not a curated record.